Molecule: messenger RNA, 1293 nt
Organism: Rhopalosiphum maidis (corn leaf aphid)
Lineage: Eukaryota; Metazoa; Arthropoda; Insecta; Hemiptera; Aphididae
Exons: 2
Coding region: 1-1293 (430 amino acids)
Source: RefSeq, a predicted model, not a curated record
AUGUCAUCCAUGGUCACGGUAUCCGUCAUGUUAACAUUACCGUGGGUUAUGUUGGGCGAAUCACCAGCGUAUUUAAAUGAAAACGACCGCAGAAGACUUUCAGUAACUUCUGGCGUUAAAACUCCACCGAUGAUGUACACCUCUACUGAAUUGGCGAUGAAAAUCCCACAUCCGAUAGACCGACUAGACAGCCGCAGUCAAGAAGUCGAUGAUAUGCGAACCACACACCCGACUGACAAUAGAUAUAGCUCAGAUCAUAAUGAAAUAUAUAAGUAUGAUGAUUCUUUUGUACAUACAGAAUCGUUGGAAUCAAAACAAAACAUUUCAACUGAUGUAAAAUUUUCAACACACAAUGAAAUUCAUAAAAACUUAGAAGAAAUUGAAAAUCAAACUAAACCAAAUGGAUGGACUACAGUAUUUAAACCAGAACAGGCAUUUAUUUCAAAACUAACCUCGUCAGAAAUAUCAGAAAGUAUUAAUGGUUUAAGUAGACCUAGUUUUAGAAUAGGAGUACUAAAUCCACCUAGUGAAUUCCCUAACAAUAGGAAUAACCCUUUAAGUAGACAAAUGUUCCCUGGAUUAAAUCAUUAUAGAGCACCAUCCAUUGGUGAUUAUUAUGCGACAGGUCCGCUUUUACUACCAAAUGGCGAAAUGUCAACAUUAAUUUCAGAUUCAAAUGUGCAGCCUCAAGUACCAAGUACGAACCCUCAAAUACCAAUUACAAACUCUCAAAUACCAAAUACGAAUCCUCAAGAACCAAUAAUAAUAAUCCCAAAAUCACCAAAUAUCCCAAAUGAACAAGUUCCCAGUGUUCCCACACUAAACUCACUACAACAAAUGAUGGGAACAAACAGUGUAAACUGGCAAAAAGUCAGUAUAUCAUUGACGUUGAUUAAACUGGGACUAGUCAAACUAAAAGCAAUAGGUUUCAUACAAAUACUAUUAUUUUUUCUAUUUAAACUUAAACUUUUCCUGAUACUUGUUUUUUUGAAAUUUACAUCAAUUUUUAAUAUUUUGUUAUUUCAUAAACUGUUUGUGUUACCACUACUUUUUCUACCAUUAUUGCCAAUAAUAUUAUCAUUGAUUUCUCCAACAUUCAUGGUCGGAUUACUUUCAAUCCCAGGAAAUAUAAUAAAUAUGGUCCUGGGUCCUGAUUAUCUUGGCAACAUUACUCCGGUAUCUAUUAAUGAAACUGAAACGAGUAGAUACACAAGUCCUAUAACAAAUCCACUAAAUUUCGAUAAAAUAUCUACUAUGCCACGAAGUGCAACAAAAAAAAUUAUUCUUGUUUAA